Molecule: messenger RNA, 1277 nt
Organism: Durio zibethinus
Lineage: Eukaryota; Viridiplantae; Streptophyta; Magnoliopsida; Malvales; Malvaceae
Biological process (GO): fatty acid transport
Cellular component (GO): chloroplast inner membrane
Molecular function (GO): fatty acid transmembrane transporter activity
Source: RefSeq, a predicted model, not a curated record
UGACCUGAAGGGCUGAGCCAAGCCUGUACCGAUGAGCCCAUUUUUUUGGGCCCAGAGAGAAUAUUCUUCUGGAGAGUCCAAGAAUGGGAAAGGAAAAUAGAAACAAAGCGUCAGAGACAAAGGAAAAUAUUAGAAAAAGAAUGGCAAAUUUGAUGGUAAGUGUUUCACUGUCGUCUCCUCUUCAACUUCAGCCAAAGCUUGGAUCAUUUCAAAGGCUACAGCUCUUUAACAAUAACGGUUACUCGAGAUUUGCGGUGGUUGGCAAUCGUCAGCUUCAUUUGAAAGGGGUGACUGUAGCUGGGGUAGUAUCUCCUGAUUCGAAAGCUCCCACGAUUGUUACAAACACUGUUGAUUCUGCCAAUGGAGGAAUUGAAGUCGAAGUAGACACAGGAAACGGCGGAGGAGACAAGUUUGACGACAGAAGCGGCGGAGGAGGCGGUGGCGGUGGGGAUAAUAGCGGCGGAGGCGAUAGUGGAAAAAAAGGAGAAGGGGAGUUUUCGGACAACGGGGGUAAAAAAAACAUGGCUUUGUCCAUGUCCCAGAAGUUGACCAUUGGAUAUGCUGCUCUUGUUGGAGUGGGUGGUGUUAUGGGCUACAUGAAGAGUGGCAGCCAGAAGUCGCUUCUAGCAGGAGGAUUGUCAGCCGCACUGCUUUAUUAUGUUUAUACUGAGCUCCCUACAAGACCAGUUUUUGCCUCAUCCCUUGGGCUUGGUGUAUCUGCUGUGCUUUUGGUAGUGAUGGGUUCUCGUUUCAAGAGGUCAAGAAAAAUCUUCCCAGCCGGUGUUGUAUCACUUAUGUCACUUGUGAUGACAGGGGGCUACCUACAUGGCAUCAUGCGGAGUCUGCACUAGUGUGAGGCAGUUCCUGUGACAGGAAAAAAGUUGAAUGUUAAUGGGACGUGGACAUGGUGUUGUAUAUAGUGUUUUGCGAUGUCUAACUUUGAAGUUAUGAACUUCGUUAGACCAUCGUGCACGUACACCAGGUUACUUUCAUAUUUAUGCUUUUUCCUCUAAAUUUUCCCUCGUUUAGCUUGAUAAACCCCACUCCAAUAAGUUUUCAAAUAGCUUUUGGCAGUUUUAUUGUUUAUAUGAUGUUAAGGGAGGCAAUGGCUGAUAAAGGUAUGCCCAAUCAAUGUAAAAAAUUAGUAUUGUCUGUGCAUUGUGAAUAUUCCAAGAAUGCUUCAUUGAUCGGAGCCUUGAAUCUUCGAUUAUAAGAUACAACCUUGAUAAAAAUCAAUAUUUUAAGAAGCAUCAAUGAUAUCUAAUGCUUGUCUGAAA